This is a messenger RNA of Nannospalax galili (Upper Galilee mountains blind mole rat), 918 nucleotides long. Its product is annotated as olfactory receptor 4A5-like. The record is from RefSeq and is a predicted model, not a curated record. The transcript has a single exon. Bases 1 to 918 code for a protein of 305 amino acids. Gene Ontology annotation, molecular function: olfactory receptor activity; G protein-coupled receptor activity. Lineage: Eukaryota; Metazoa; Chordata; Mammalia; Rodentia; Spalacidae. Gene Ontology annotation, cellular component: membrane. Gene Ontology annotation, biological process: G protein-coupled receptor signaling pathway.
AUGGGACAGAGCAACAUCACAGACUUUGUCCUCCUUGGCCUCACUCAGGAUCCUGCAGGGCAAAAAGCAUUGUUUGUCAUGUUCUUACUUAUAUACAUUGUGACAGUGGUGGGCAACCUGCUCAUUGUGGUGACAGUCAUUGUCACCCCUUCCUUGGGCUCCCCAAUGUACUUCUUCCUUGGCAGUCUGUCACUCAUGGAUGCUGUUUAUUCUACUGCCUUCUCACCUAAGUUGAUUAUGGACUUAAUCUACAAUAGAAGGACCAUUUCCUUUUCAGUUUGCAUGGGACAGCUCUUUGUAGAGCACUUAUUUGGUGGUGCUGAGGUCUUCCUACUGGUAUUCAUGGCCUUUGAUCGCUAUGUGGCCAUAUGUAAGCCACUGCACUAUUUGACCAUCAUUAACCGACGGGCCUGCAUCUUGCUGUUGGUGCUGGCCUGUGUUGGAGGCUUUGCACACUCCAUGGUUCAAGUUCUGGUUGUUUAUAAUCUUCCUUUCUGUGGUCCCAAUGUCAUUGACCAUUUCAUCUGUGACAUGUACCCAUUGUUGGGACUUGCAUGCACUGACACCUACCUUGUGGGUCUCACUGUGGUUGCCAAUGGUGGAGCCAUAUGUAUGACAGUCUUCAUCCUUCUCCUUGUCUCCUAUGGAGUCAUUCUGAACUCUCUGAAAACUCACAAUGAGGAAGCAAAGCGCAAAGCCCUGUCCACCUGCAGCUCCCACAUCACGGUGGUUGUCCUGUUUUUUGUUCCCUGUAUUUUCAUGUACGUUAGACCUGUAUCUAACUUUCCUAUUGAUAAAUCUCUGACUGUAGUUUAUACAGUUAUCACUCCCAUGUUGAAUCCUAUAAUAUACACCUUGAGAAAUUCAGAGAUGAAAAGCUCUAUGGAAAAACUUUGGCAUGAGCUAUGGACAGAAUAG